AUGACAGAUUGGCGACCCGCACCCGCACGUACCAGCGUCUUCCGGUUCCCUUGGCUGCUAUUUUUCUGGUGGGCACCGACAAAGCUUUGGCUACGUCGCUUGCUAAAAUAUUGGGUGCAACGGCCUCUCAUGAGAUUAUGCUUGGGAUCAAUUCAUGAAAAUGAUUAUGACUUAACAAUCACGGACCAGCAUUAUUCUGACGCCACACUUCCGUGUGGACUGGUUAAUACUGGCAAUUUGUGCUUUGUCAAUGCAGUUUUGCAGUGCCUAGCUGUGGUUCCAGGGUUUUUGGAUGGUGUGAAUCGUGCGCUGCAAAUGCGCACGCAGCUGCAUCACGUACAGGAGAUGGAUGAUGCCCAGACGCAAAAGCUGCUGGUAAUUCAAACACUUGUAAGCCUCUUAGAAGGAAUUCAAGCUGAACAUGACGAAGAUGAGGUCGAAUCAGCCGCUAGUCGAUGUACCUACUUGAUAUCUAGUGCUGCCUCCCGACAAGAGCAGCAAGAUGCUGAAGAGUUUUUGACGUUUUUGCUGGAAUUGUUGCAUGGUCUGCUGCGUGCUCCUGCACAGCCAGUGAGAUCGGAAGUGGAAGAACGACGACAGUUUUUGCUGUCCGAACAGCGCAUUUUAAACAGACUCAGGAGGUACGAUCCGGAUGAUCCGAGAUCGUAUCUUAAUGCUGUAGAAAAUCUUGGUGACUUGCGGUGGAAUUAUUACUUAAGACAAAGCUCGUCAAUUGUUACUGAUCUUUUUUCGGGACAGACAGUGCGAGGUUCUCAAUGCUGCAGCUGCGCCAAGCUUACAUGUCUUCACGAAGAACAACGAGUCAUUUCACUUUCAAUUCAAGCAAGCAAGAGUGGUCAAACACUGGCGAAUUGUAUAGAAAGUUUUCGUCAUACUGAGAAACUUACGGAUGAAAACUGCGUGUUCUGUGAUGGGUACUGCCAAGUCAAAACUGCGCGUCUCACUCAAACAUUGUUUCAUCGUGUGCCACCUGUACUGAUUCUCACGCUGCAAAGGUUUAGACAUACAUCGCUGGGAGGGAACAUCGAAAAGGUGAACACUAAAGUGAGCUUUCCGUGCGAAAGCGGCGAUUUGUUAGACCUAAAGCAAAGUUGUUUUCGUCGUGAUACCGAGGAGCGCACUGACUUCGAGCUCAUUGCCGUGUGUGCUCACCUUGGGGGAUCAAAUGAUUCCGGUCACUAUGUUGCUUACGUGAGGCAUCGUGGUACCCGUGGGGACUGUAAACAGUCUGAUCAGUGGCUUCGGAUUGACGACGAUGUAGUCACUGUGAUAGAUGUAGUGAAGUUUCGGGCCGAAACGGAGACGACUGCGUAUCUGCUCUUUUAUUCGUUAGUGACCAGUAGUAUAGAAAUGUAA
Molecule: messenger RNA, 1377 nt
Organism: Plasmopara halstedii
Lineage: Eukaryota; Oomycota; Peronosporomycetes; Peronosporales; Peronosporaceae
Product: ubiquitin carboxyl-terminal hydrolase 8-like
Exons: 4
Coding region: 1-1377 (458 amino acids)
Biological process (GO): protein deubiquitination
Molecular function (GO): cysteine-type deubiquitinase activity
Source: RefSeq, a predicted model, not a curated record